Pollicipes pollicipes is the source of this 1612-nucleotide messenger RNA. RefSeq names its product general transcription factor IIA subunit 2 (gene TfIIA-S). The transcript is spliced from 5 exons. Gene Ontology annotation, biological process: transcription initiation at RNA polymerase II promoter. Bases 165 to 494 code for a protein of 109 amino acids. Lineage: Eukaryota; Metazoa; Arthropoda; Thecostraca; Pollicipedomorpha; Pollicipedidae. Gene Ontology annotation, cellular component: transcription factor TFIIA complex. The record is from RefSeq and is a predicted model, not a curated record.
GAUAUUUGCACCAAUUUGUACAGCGUGCGUUGUGUAUGGGAGGUUAACGCGGCAAGGAUCGAAAAGUUUCUGGGGCAGAGAAUAGUGUUUCGUUGUUUCGUUAUUAUCGUGAUUUUGUGGGCGGGAAUUCAUUAUCAUUUUGUGAGUUGCGUGUUGAAAACACGAUGGCUCAUCAACUGUACAGGAAUACUACAAUCGGACACUGUCUGCAGGAGAGUCUGGAUGAGCUCAUGCAGUAUGACCAGAUGACUCCAGCACUGGCAAUGAAGGUGCUUGUGCAGUUCGAUAAAGCCAUCAGCGCUGCACUGGCCAACCGAGUUAAAUCCAGACUAUCAUUCAAGGCUGGUAAACUAAACACGUACCGUUUUUGCGACAACGUGUGGACGUUGCUGCUCACCGGAGUAGAGUUCAAAGAGGUACACGACGUUGCGAAAGCGGACAAGAUGAAGAUCGUCGCCAUGGAUGGCAGAGCUGCGGCCGCCACCAGUCACUGACGACUGGGCGUCGGUGGAGCAGGACGGCGGACGGCCGGCACCGGCAGAGCAGGACGGCGGACGGCCAGCGCCGGCGCCGGCGGGGUGUCGCACAGCUGCGCCCGGCCCAGCACGCCGCUCAGCCACCACGGCCAUGGCCUCUCCAUGCCGCACGGGAGUUGCUCUCCAUCAGCUGCUGCCGGCAUGCGCCACGCACGUGUUCGGACUAAGUCGUCAGCGGGGAUGCUGGCGACGUGUGGCGCCGCCGAGCGUGUUCUGCAUUUUUUCAAGGGCGUGACGGUAUAUUUUAAGACAGCCGAUACGAUGAACAUAGCACGCGAAGCCUAGAGGACCCGUCAGUGUCUGCGUAGAUGGCACGCUGGGAGUCGUUAUUCUAAGCAUUCUCAUGUAUCAUAGUUUCGCUCACGUCACUUGUGUCGAUCACAUUAAUCGGUGUGAGCUCACCUGUUCCUGGCUAGAGAAGCACGGUGUUGUUCCCUGGGGCGUCAGUGGUGAAAUGGUGCACGGCGCGCGUGUUUGUCGUGCGCUCUGUAUCGACUCCUAUCCAAGUAACAGCGUUAGCACGGUCCAUGCGGUGAAUUGUACCGCGUUGCAGCGAAAGGACAAAAUCAGCCGUUGUGCCGCUGUGUGGCACCGCAGAAGGGCGAUUCGUUUCUUAUGAGACUGUGUGCGGAGAGGAACACGCAUCUGGGAUGCAUUUUGUCCGCAGUCGGACGAGUUUGUGGUUAUAAGAACAGACUGUUGUCAUUCGAAAGUGGAUGUGCAAUGCCUGAUGUCUGAGGGUUUCUUCCGUUCGACUUGUCUUGUGUUAUUAGCAGGAACGAAAUCUAUAGCACCAUGUCUCUUUGGCUAGUUUGUGCCUAUUUGGCGGUGAGGGUCCCAGCUUUGGAAUUGCAGUGAGCUGAUGAGUUGUCCGCCGGAUUGUAAUUCCAUUCGAUUCUGAGAAUGGCAUCGGAAUUUCGUUUAGUCGAAUCUCUUAUAUCAUUUGUGGCCCCAUUAUGCUUUCCCGUGCUGUGGACACCUCUGUGUAAAUGUUGCUGAAAGUUUCCACCAGAGACAACUGGAUGUUGCGGUAAUUUUGAGAAAUAUAUUCAUGUAUUACUCACUGGUAAACGUUC